Messenger RNA from Drosophila takahashii, 1929 nucleotides. It is a transcript of the gene PH4alphaEFB, whose product is annotated as prolyl 4-hydroxylase subunit alpha-1. Gene Ontology annotation, cellular component: endoplasmic reticulum. Gene Ontology annotation, molecular function: iron ion binding; procollagen-proline 4-dioxygenase activity; protein binding. The record is from RefSeq and is a predicted model, not a curated record. NCBI's taxonomy places the organism in Eukaryota, Metazoa, Arthropoda, Insecta, Diptera, Drosophilidae. Gene Ontology annotation, biological process: peptidyl-proline hydroxylation to 4-hydroxy-L-proline.
UAAAAUGGCUGCCGACUGGCGAUUGAUGUUUCUGCUGGGAGUCAUGCUCCUCGUGGGUUUACCUGUGAAUGGGGAGGUUUACACCGCCCUAGCUGAGAUGGAGGAACUUCUUGAGACUGAAUCCGUAUUGAUUACCAAUCUGGAGGGCUACAUACGCGUGCAGGAGAACAAGCUGAACUUCCUUAAAAAUAAAAUGGACGAGUAUCAGCGGGAACAUGCAGAUGCCUCCAGCGAUAUUACAGGCUAUGUAUCCAACCCGAUAAAUGCCUAUUUGCUGACCAAGCGGCUGACCACCGACUGGCGGCAGGUGGAGAACCUCAUGGAGCACGACGUAGGCACGGACUUCGUUCAGAACAUCACCCAGUAUCGAAGUGUCCUCAAGUUCCCCUCCGACGAGGAUCUCAAUGGGGCGGCGGUGGCCUUGCUCCGCCUGCAGGACACCUACCAACUGGACACAUCGAGUGUGGCGAGGGGCAAACUGAAUGGCAUUCAGUACAGCACGGAAAUGUCCUCGGACGACUGUUUCGAGCUGGGCAGACAGUCGUAUGUGAACCACGACUACUACCACACGGUUCUCUGGAUGAACGAGGCGAUGGCCAGGAUGCUGGAGGAACCCACCAACCACACGCAGAGCUUCACCAAGGCCGACAUCCUCGAGUACCUGGCCUUCUCCACCUACAAGGAGGGCAACAUAGAGAGCGCCUUGACCAUGACUAAUGAGCUGCUCCAACUGCUGCCGCAUCACGAGAGGGCCAAUGGAAACAAGCGGUUCUACGAGAAGGAGAUUGCCAGCCAGCUGCAGUUGAAGAAGAUGAAGGGCGACGAUGGCACCGACGAGAUGCCCAAGUCUGAUUUGCCCGUGGCCAAAAGUGAUCCGGCCAUUUUCGAUUUGACCGAGCGCAGGGCCUACGAAAUGUUGUGCCGGGGCGAACUGAAGCCCUCGCCCACGGAUCUCAGGCCCCUGCGAUGUCGUUAUGUAACGAAUAAUGUGCCCUUCCUGCGAUUGGGCCCCUUGAAACUGGAGGAGGCCCAUAUGGAGCCCUAUAUUGUGAUCUAUCACGAUGCCAUGUAUGAUAGUGAAAUUGAUAUUAUCAAGCGGAUGGCUCGUCCUCGAUUCCGCCGGGCUACUGUUCAGAAUUCGGUGACUGGAGCCCUGGAGACGGCGAACUACAGGAUCAGCAAGUCCGCUUGGCUGAAAACCCACGAGGAUCAGGUGAUUGAGACCGUGGUUCAGCGUACCGCCGAUAUGACCGGUUUGGAUAUGGAUUCCGCGGAGGAACUGCAGGUGGUUAACUACGGCAUCGGUGGACAUUACGAGCCGCACUUUGACUUUGCCAGGAAAGAGGAACAGCGCGCCUUUGAGGGUCUUAAUCUGGGCAACCGCAUUGCCACCGUUUUAUUCUACAUGAGUGAUGUGGAGCAGGGGGGCGCCACAGUUUUUACAUCCCUCCACACAGCAUUAUUUCCCAGGAAGGGUACGGCAGCCUUUUGGAUGAAUCUUCAUCGAGAUGGAGAAGGCGAUGUAAGGACUCGGCAUGCCGCCUGUCCCGUACUUACAGGCACCAAAUGGGUGUCUAACAAGUGGAUCCACGAACGCGGCCAGGAGUUCCGCAGACCCUGCUCCCUGGACGAGGAUCACGGCGAGUUCGCCAUUUAAGCCGGAGUCUAGUUAGCGAAUGCAACGAAUCUUAAGUGCGGAAUCUCAUCCUUCGCCAUUUUGGCCACCGACUUCCUAUUGUACAUACCGCAUUCAGCCGAAAGUUUUACUUAGCGGUUCCACCUUGGGGAGCCAACUUCUACCUAGCUAUCUAGAUCCUAGACUCGUACGGAAUUUAUCUACUUUUGUAUAUUUGCCUAGUUUAAGUAGUAGAAAAAAUUGGAAUAAAAUCGAAAUGGAAAGCAAACAAAUAAUAUGUUUAAUAAAUAUAU